AUGGAAUCAGACCCUCCCCUCCCCGUCCCGAUCUCGUAUAUCGCGGGUAGCUACUUUCUCUUCUCCAUUGAUGCCGUCACGUAUCUGAGACGCGAGCACCACAUCUGCGGCGUGCUCACCGGCACCCUGCCGCAGAUCCCCCAGCAGAAUGUGUUUCUGGGGUUGCCGCUGAAGCUGAUGCCCGAGGAGGCGCGGCUGCUGGUGGACAACGGUGUAGCAUGCAUUGUAGACGAGGUAAAAGCCCAGCGCGAGGGCAUGCGCGCCCUCCGCGAGGCCGACCGCCAGAAGUAUCGCCGCGAGCUAGAAUCCCAGGGCGCCCACGCCAUGCGGCUGCAGACCAACCGCAAAGAGCAGCAGCGCGAGGAGGCGCUGAAGCGGGUAGAAGCGAAGAAGACGGCCGCUAAGAAGAAGGCUGCUGCUGCUGCUGCUGCUGCCGCCGUGGGCGAGGAUACCCUAAUGACUGCCACCACCACCUCGAUACCAUCCACAUCCACGCCCACAACCACCACCACCGCCCCCUACGGCACAACAAUGGGCAUCACCCCCGCCACCUCCCACCCACCACUCCCGUACACACCCUCACCCUCCUCCUCAACCGUGCUCCCCCCGCCCGCCGUGCCCCCCUCCUACCCGCUCUUCGCCCACCUCCACGCAGAGGGGUACUACCUCUCGCCCGGCCUGCGCUUCGGGUGCCAGUACCUGGCGUACCCCGGCGACCCGCUGCGGUUCCACUCGCACUUCCUGGUGGUCGGGGCCGACUGGGACGAGGAGCUGGAUCUGAUGGCGCUCGUGGCCGGCGGACGGCUGGGCACGGGCGUCAAGAAGGGGUUUCUGAUCGGCGGGGCGGCGGAUGAGUCUGGUCUGGGGGAUGCGGGGAGUGUACGGACGUUCAGUGUGGAGUGGGCUGGGAUGUGA
Molecule: messenger RNA, 915 nt
Organism: Aspergillus fijiensis CBS 313.89
Lineage: Eukaryota; Fungi; Ascomycota; Eurotiomycetes; Eurotiales; Aspergillaceae
Product: tRNA splicing endonuclease subunit SEN34
Exons: 2
Coding region: 1-915 (304 amino acids)
Biological process (GO): tRNA splicing, via endonucleolytic cleavage and ligation; tRNA-type intron splice site recognition and cleavage
Cellular component (GO): tRNA-intron endonuclease complex
Molecular function (GO): tRNA-intron lyase activity; nucleic acid binding
Source: RefSeq, a predicted model, not a curated record